UUAUCGGAAAGACACCUGAUCCAGAGGCAUCGCUAAGUCAGUCAGUCGUUCAGGACGAUCUCAAAAGAAUGUAAGUGAUUCAGGCGGCACUCCCGGUUCAGAAUGGACUUGCAAGUGGGCGACGGGAAAUGAAAACCUCCCAGGUCGGCCGCAAGCCACCGUAGCGGGUAGCAGCCCCGGCGAGGAGCGCGGCUGUCAAGGGGCGAGCGCGCACCGAGUCCGGGGGAGGGGGCCAGACGCGCCAAGUCGGAAACGCGGGCGAGCGGCCCGAAAGGCGGUAAAACGCCCAGGCCGGUCCUCCUCCUGGCCUUCUCCAUCUCAAAAGGCACCAACCCGGGCAGAGCAAGGGCCCGGCAGCACCAAGCCGCAGCCUCUCCCACGGCGAGGACCCGAGUCUUCCGUCCCGGAGCCCCCGCAGACGCCAUACUAAGAGCCAAAAUGGCUGCCCCGAGGAAGCCCGCACCGCGCGGCGAGUGAGGAUCGGGGGAACUGCUUCUGCGGGAAAGGGGGCGGGGGACGCGAGGAAAGGCCGCCGCCAGACACCUCGCCAGCCCAGCCUCACAGGUUCAACAUACAGUCACCCCAUCAUAAUUUUUGAACCAUUAUUUGAAGAAAGCACUGUUCAAAAAAACAAAAAUGAUAAAAUUUUUCCUAAUGGUGAAUAAGCAAGGACAGACCCGACUUUCUAAGUACUAUGAACAUGUGGAUAUUAAUAAACGUAUACUUCUGGAAACAGAAGUUAUAAAGAGCUGUCUCUCUCGAUCCAACGAACAGUGCUCUUUCAUUGAAUAUAAGGAUUUUAAGCUAGUUUAUCGACAGUAUGCAGCUCUCUUCAUUGUGGUUGGAGUUAAUGAUGCUGAGAACGAGAUGGCAGUUUACGAAUUCAUUCAUAACUUUGUUGAAGUUUUAGAUGAGUACUUCAGCCAAGUGAGUGAAUUAGAUAUAAUGUUUAAUUUAGAUAAAGUACACAUUAUUUUGGAUGAGAUGGUGUUAAAUGGCAGCAUUGUGGAAACAAACCGGGCAAGAAUUCUUGCCCCUCUACUGAUUCUUGAUAAGAUGUCAGAAAGCUGAAUAAUGGAAGACUGACUACCAGACUUCAACUUGUAGAAAACGUGAACACUACAGAAUACUUAUCAGCAUCUGUAGCCCAAAAGAAUCUGGAAGACUACAAAUUGCAAACUAGGUUGCCCAUCUAGACAUUUUAAUUAUUUUCCAGUUUUUAGAUUAAAUAUAUAUUUAAAUAAGAUCUGCAAAGAAAAAUUUUCUCUCCAUUGAAAGACGUUUCAAAUUAUAACCAAGUAUUUUUUCCUUGUUUAACCUUUGUUGAAUUUUGAGGUAAACUUGUGAUUUCUGUUUUCCUUUGCCAAAUACAUGGGGUGUGAUACUUGUUACUCAAUAAAAAAAAAAAAAUCUAAAUUGA
This is a messenger RNA of Erinaceus europaeus (western European hedgehog), 1420 nucleotides long. It is a transcript of the gene AP4S1, whose product is annotated as adaptor related protein complex 4 subunit sigma 1. The record is from RefSeq and is a predicted model, not a curated record. The coding region runs from base 637 to 1071 and encodes 144 amino acids. Gene Ontology annotation, cellular component: intracellular membrane-bounded organelle. Gene Ontology annotation, biological process: vesicle-mediated transport; protein transport. The transcript has 6 exons. Lineage: Eukaryota; Metazoa; Chordata; Mammalia; Eulipotyphla; Erinaceidae.